Raphanus sativus (radish) is the source of this 3330-nucleotide messenger RNA. RefSeq lists its product as uncharacterized. The record is from RefSeq and is a predicted model, not a curated record. The coding region runs from base 316 to 3099 and encodes 927 amino acids. NCBI's taxonomy places the organism in Eukaryota, Viridiplantae, Streptophyta, Magnoliopsida, Brassicales, Brassicaceae. Gene Ontology annotation, cellular component: Ino80 complex. The transcript has 10 exons.
CAAAGUCCCCCCCCCCUGCCUUAUCCUCCUCCCUCACAAAUCUCUCUCGCUUCUUCUCUUCUCUGCGGCCAUUGAGUCUCUCUCUCUCUCUCUAUAUAUAUAUAUAUAGGUAUACUCCUCCCUCUGCUCCCCCUGUUUUUUAGGAUCUUAUUCAAGCAGAUCACUCUCUUCUCCAAUUCAUUGGACUUGGUUUCUUACUUUGAUUGCAUUGCUUUCCUCCUCCUCCUCCUCCCUGAUUGUAUUUCUUCUUGCCUCAAUCUUAGACAUAGACCUAGAGAUAAAAUUUGAUCAACGCUUCUUAUUCAGCCGUAAAGAAUGGCAGCUGAUCAGAGGAGAAAGAGGAUGAACAGUGCCAAUGUGAUUGCUUUCAGCUCCAGGGAGCAUUACAGAGCCAAGAGGAAAAAGCUCGGUUCACCACCACCAGAUGGUAGUGGUGCUUUGCGUUUGAGAGAUCACAUCAGUCUUGAAUGGGACGGCAACCGAAGUAAAGUGGUCUCCAAGAGGGAACAAGUCGGACUAAGUCUAAGGCAUCUUCGAGAGUUUGUUGAUUUUGUUCCUCCGACGAGGCGGAGUCUCUUGGCACAAGUAUGCCUCGUCCCUCGUGAAACUCUCCAGCUUGAAAAUCUCUCAGGGGUGCUUUCUACUGAGGUGUGGCGGAGCUGUCUAUCUGAUGGCGAAAGAAACUAUCUGCAGCAGUUCCUUCCUGAAGGAGUUGAUGUGGAGCAAGUUGUAGAGCAAUUGCUUGAUGGGGAGAAUUUUAAUUUUGGAAAUCCUUUUCUUGAUUGGGGAACAAAUGUCUGCUCCGGCAAAGCUCAUCCAGAUCAAAUUGUUUCUCAGGAGGAAUGCCUGAGGGCUGAUAAAAGGAGAUAUUACGCGGAUCUUGAAAAAUACCAUAAUGAUAUUAUAGACUCUUUGCAGAUGUUGAAGGAGAAAUGGGAAAGCUGCAAAGAUCCAGAGAAGGAUGAUCUUAAGAUGUGGGGGAGAUCAAGUGAAGGCAAUGCACUUGUAAAUGGUAGCUGCCAUGAUCUAGCUGCUGCCUCGGAGUCUUGUUCCCGGAAUGCAGAUGAUAAACCAUGCAAGAGUGAUAGGAGUGGAGAGGUUCAGAGAAGGUCCAAGAGUUCUCCUGUAGAGAAAGAAAAUGUUCGAAGUCCCUUGAUUGCUCCAGAGAAUGUUGUAAACGUGGGCGUGAAAGCUAGCAAAAAGGACAAGAUACCGAAACAUAGUAUUCAGCAAACUGAUGGUGCUAAAUACAUGUCCUACCUUAAGAUAAGCAAGAAGCAUCAUCAGAUUGUCACAAGCAUGAAGCAGUCUGGUAAAAGUAUUCAGUUGAAAGCACUUGAUCGAAUCUUGGGCAACAUCAGCGAUUUGGAUGUUCAACCAUACGGAUUGUUUGUGGAAGAAGAACAGAAGAAACUGAACGCUCACUGGCUGCAACUUGUUAAAGAUCUUCCUGCAGCAUAUGCAAUCUGGAAAAAGCUGCAGUCACAGAAACGAGAUGUAAUCAACUCUGUGGGUAGAGAAUUAAAGGACAAACUCAAUCCGUUGAUGGAGGAUAAACAACUGCACUCUGCUCCGCAGAGGCAUGAUGUUCAAUUAGACUUGCUGAGGAACGAUCCAGAAAGCUUGAAUCCAAAUCAGAGUGGUGAUUCAGCACCGGACGAUGAAGAUUCUGGAGGUUUUGGUCAAGUUUAUGCCAGACGUCACUCCCUUUCAAAGGAUUCGUCGUCUGACGUUGAUCAAAUCACGGAUUCAGGUAGGUGCGUGCAAGUUGGUACCUAUCCCACACAGGUUUCCUCACCAGAUUGUGAUAAGGCCAAUCUAGCGGAUAUAGAAGAAAAACAAUAUUCUUCUCCCAGCAGAUAUCAUCAUCCCCUUAAUCGAAUGGAUGUUGAAGCAAAUGGUUAUUCCAGCUCCAUACAGAGCCAGUUUCUCCUACAGGCCUCAUUUCCUAGUGAGUCCCACCCUUCAGAUCUCGGAAACGCGAUUCCUGUAGGCAAAAACUGUGUACCAGAAGUGGAGAAGGAUUCGUCAGUCACUUCAAGCCAUGGAGAAGAAGAGUUGCAGUUUCUUUCUGGUGGAGAUGUGUGGCAACCGUUGGGAGGAGGACUUAGGCAGUCCUAUAUUGGCCGCCAAGCUUACACCCCCAGUGGUGGAUUGUCAAUCAUACACCAUCCUGAAGGUGGCGAAGAAGAGAAGAACUGUUUCAUUCACCUUGAGCCUGAAGAAGUUGAUAGAAGGAAGAACCAAAAUGAACUACUGCUCCAGUCUCUAUUUAAAGGCCAAGGUGUGGCAUCUGGUACCACUGAGCAGCUUCACUCUCUUCUUAGUGUCCCGCUUAACGAGGAGCAUAAACGAAUUAUGAACAUUGGUUUUCAGCAGGAAGGAAGCAACAAUCUGAUGGAGGGGGCAAGUCAGUUCCAGCAUCAGAUGACUGCGCCACAGGAACUACUGUCUCAGGACCAGCAAAGACAAGUUGAUAUCUAUGGCCACCAAGGGAGCAUGUCAGAGAACAUUUACUGUGGUGGACGUGGAUUCUUGAUGCAGCGGCCGGACUGGAACUCCACCAGUGUUGCUCAGAUUGGAGUCACCACCACACAGCCCCUGUUGAACACUGGCGCUUUGUUAAACCAGAACUGGCAAUUUAAGAGCAUGUGGACAAACACAAACGGUGUUGGAUGUGCAGCAAGCCAAGGAAGUCAUACAGGAACGACCGAGAGAGAUCUGAACCUUCUCAGGGGUGCUACUAACGCUGACCCAAUCAUUCAUAGGGGAAUUGGUUCAGAUCAAAGCUUGUUCUCUGUUCUCUCCCAGUGCAGUCAACUGCGCCGCUCCAGAUCUGCUUUUGAGCCAGAAAGUUCGAGUGACCAAGUGGUUGCAUCCGGUAACUACGAAAUGCUCAUGGGGGGAAACACAACUCAUGUAGGUAAUAGCAGUUUGGCUCUGCCUACGAACAACCCGCUUGAUUACUUGAGCGGUAGCAACAACCCGGUAACAACGUUGAUGCCAGAGGAUGUAACGUGGAUGAACAAUCAGAGUCGCCAGAACUCUGGUCUCCAUGACCCUCUAGGCAAGCUGUAUCCAAGGUCAUGGAAUCCAUAACCAUGUUUUUUUUUUUGAAGUUUUGCAUUAGAGAAGACGCACACGGGUGUCAUCUUUAAGAUUAUACAAAACCCAAUAUGGGUCUCCUAGUUUCUAUUUAUUUAUCUGUUCAUGUACAUAGAAAGAUACAGAGGAACUUUUGUUUGGUACAUAUUUAGGUUUUGAGAUAUGGACUAGGAAAAAAGGUUGAGGAUACUUCAGCUCCCUUUUUAUAUUGGUUCUUACAUUGUC